AUGCUAAGCUGCACAAGAGUGCAUAUACCAGGUUCAUCCUGUACUUCAAAAAGAAUGUCGGAAGCCAAUAUUAAUAAUCAACGCCAUCAUCAAGCAUCGAUUUACGAGGGCGUUAAUCUGCAACCCGUAAAUUUGCAUCAUCAUCAGCAACAGGGAAUUAGCAUCAAUAAUAACGAUAAUCAACAUCACGUAGUUGAAGAUGUGGUUGUACAUGAAGAUGAUGAUGUUGCCGUCGGCGAAGAAGAGUCUAUAGACAACCCUAGUCGUAUCCGCUACGACAACCACAACUCCCAUCACCAUCACCAGCAUAAUACUUUACAGAACAGCGGCAGUCUCGAAACCGGCAUGGAGGAUAUGAGCGUUCAGCCGCAUGCUUUGUAUGUACAGGACGCUGAAAUUCAGCCUGUUAGCGGUGGAGUUGCAGGUGCAGGUGGAGGUGGAGGUGCGGAUCAGCUUACCCUGUCGUUUCAGGGAGAAGUUUACGUCUUCGAUGCCGUUUCGCCUGAAAAGGUGCAAGGUGUGUUAUUGCUUUUGGGUGGUUAUGAAGUACCAACUGGUGCCCCUACUUUAGGGAUCCCCCCUCAAAAUCAAAGGGGUUUAAACGUGUUCCCUGGAAGAUCAAGUCAACCACAAAGGGCUGCUUCUUUGAGUCGAUUCAGGGAGAAGAGAAAAGAAAGAUGCUUUGAUAAGAAAAUCCGUUACACUGUACGGAAGGAAGUUGCUCUUAGAAUGCAGCGUAAAAAAGGGCAGUUUACAUCAUCCAAGGCCAAUUCUGAUGAAACAGGCUUAGCUUCUUCAGAUUGGAACGGUGGUCCUGGCCAAGAUGAAGAAACAACAUGUAGGCACUGUGGGAUCAGUUCAAAUUCAACCCCAAUGAUGCGUCGUGGGCCUUCUGGGCCAAGGACAUUGUGCAAUGCAUGUGGAUUGAAAUGGGCUAACAAGGGGGUUUUACGGGAUCUUAAUAAGGUUUUAGCAGACCCUACUACUGGAAAGACUAUUAUUGAGCAGGUGCAGAGUGGGGGUGGGGAAGGGAAUGGAAGUGAUGGUGUAAAUGUGGUUUUUAAUGGAGGAGAUGGUUCAGCUGUGACUGCUGAAAGGAUUGAAGUAAAGAAAAGGGGCCCUUGUACAAGCCAAGAUAUUACAUAA
Lactuca saligna is the source of this 1146-nucleotide messenger RNA. The record is from the annotation of a GenBank genome assembly. NCBI's taxonomy places the organism in Eukaryota, Viridiplantae, Streptophyta, Magnoliopsida, Asterales, Asteraceae.